This is a messenger RNA of Papaver somniferum (opium poppy), 2016 nucleotides long. RefSeq lists its product as uncharacterized. Bases 244 to 1683 code for a protein of 479 amino acids. Lineage: Eukaryota; Viridiplantae; Streptophyta; Magnoliopsida; Ranunculales; Papaveraceae. The record is from RefSeq and is a predicted model, not a curated record. The transcript has 4 exons.
CGCGUGGGCAGAAGAUGAUGAGAGGAAAGAGGAGCUUGUAAUCCUUUAACCCUACUGCACAUUUUCGUUUCCUCUCUAUUCACUCGUUCAACAAACAUCACCCCCGUUUCUCUUCGCUUCCAGAUUUUAACCUAAAAAAUUCAUCGCGAUUAUCAGUCGAAAUCCAUAAUAAACUUAGGGUUUUUACUUUUUUCACUGUUACCAACCUAGUUGUGGGUAGGAGGAGGAGGAGUUUCAUUUCUAAUGGCAUCCAUGAGUAUCAUCAGGGCGGAUGUCACUUCCUAUUUUAUUGAAUUUUUCCGUAACCUACCCGACUUUGUGUUUGAAGAGAUAGAGCCUGAAUCUGAUUCUGUAGAGGAAAAACUUGAUUCUGAUUCUACCGAGGAGAAACAUGAUUCUGACCAUACGGAGGAGAAACAUGAUUCUGAUUCUACGGAGGAAAAACCUAGUUCUGAUUCUAUGGAGGAUAAACCUGAUCCUGAGUUUGUAGUGGAUGACCAUGGCGAUGAGUCUAUGCUUGUUCUCAUAGAUGAAAAUGAAAAUGGCAAUGAGUCUAUGCUUGUUGAUGAAGAUGAAGACUCUGAUACUGAAGGACCUUGGUAUAGGGAUCGUGGGGAUGUUAAAUGUAUUGGUGAUAUCCUUGUAGGUUUUAUCAAGGAGAAAAUCAAAUAUUCCUUGAUUAAACAAGCAGCAGCUUCCUAUGUUGCUAAAGAGAAUGAGCUGACAGACCGUCACAAGCGUCGAAAGCUUCUUUUGGGUCAGCAAGAAUAUUCACACUGCCAUACUGAGACUGCAGACAAGGCUAUUCUUGAGAUCCUUGUCAAACAACUUGUUUUCGGUCCGCGAGAUCAACUUUCUCAGGUUGAGGCUGCUGACAGGACUACUCUCGAGACACUUGUCAAGGGCAUUGUGGAGAACAUUGCAGAAAAGAUGAGGCCGUUUAUUAUACAUGAGUACAUUGAGAGUAAGAAGAAGAGAUGGAUUGAGCAGUGUGGUACGCAUAAUGUUGAUAAGCUUAUAGAGUUUUCUCAAUUCCAUAAGUAUCCCUUUUAUAUAAAUGUUAGUGGUUUUUAUGAGACAGAGGUAGGGAAAGCAGGUUUUGGGGUUAUCAUUCGUGAGUUUCGUGGCUACCCUCUUGCUGCCUAUUCAGAAUAUAUUUGUGAUAAUGAAAGUCAGGUUUCGUCAUUUUAUCAUGAGCUUCAGGGAGUGAACAAAGGCUUAGAGCUUGCAAUUGAGUUAAACUUAGAGUAUUUUAGGAUUUUUACAACACAAACAGAUAUAGGAUUUCUGGUUAUGAGCUGUCAAACUUACGAGAAUCAAUGUCAUUGUGAUCCUAAGGGCCUAAAAGCAGUAGAAAAACGCUGCGAGAGAUGUGUUAGAAGAUGUGUUUACUUUUGUCAAGAUGUAGAAAUGAACGAGACAGAGGUAGAGAAGAUUUACCUUCUCCUUAUUCAAGUAAUGGAUCAACUGCGUCGACUAGGUAGAUCGAAUGUCUCUGUUAUGUGCCAAAGCAGUUUUAACACUAGAUCAGCAUCGUAUCUGGCAAAACGGGAUGAAAACAAGGGGGAGAUAGAUAUGAAAUCAGGUGAUCUGCAGCGUCAUCCUGAACUACGGGAAAUUCUAUUCAGUGAAGCAAGUGGAGAGCAUGGAUCAAAUGUAUUUUCGUUGUCGUUGUUUUGGUAAGCAGGUGGCUGACAUCUUCAUUGAAGGAUUGCAUUCACCAACUUUUCUUCAUUUUCAAAGCAAGCUUCUGCACUGCUCCCAUCUUGCUUUUACUAGUUUAUCGAUUCUGUAUUUUUAAGUUGGUUAAUGGUCCUGUAUUUUUAAGUUGGUUAAUGGUUGGUUAGACAAUCUUCCAUAUUUUGUUAUACUUGUUACAGCUGGGACUAGUGUGUCGAGUCUGUUAGUUAUGCUUUUAUAUUAUAUUAUUUUGUCGAGUCUGUAAUUGGCUAAUUGUCUUCUGUAUAGUAACUUUUCCUUUCCUAAUGAAAUAGUCUAUCAAUCAAAUGGAAUGCA